UAUCAGCUUAGCAUAGCUAAUAAUAUUUAUAACUAAUAUAUUAUACUGUGUUGUACAAAUAUCUAUUGUAAGUAGAAGAAUUUUACUGAGUAUUAUUUUUAAGAAUGCUUAGUAUAACAUAGGUAUUCAUAUUUCAGCUUCACUCUAUUGCCCUUAAUAUUUGUAUUUCAUAUCUGCUGAAUAACUUGAAAACUUAUUGGAAUCGCUUUUCACUGCUGAUGGUCCCAUAUAAGUAUGUCACCUUGCAUACUGGGUAAGAUACACUAGCUCCGAGUAUACCCCACUGUCCGGGGCCCAUAUACCCUUGCUCACUAUCAUAGCCUUGCUGCGGGGAAUGACCAAAGCCGCACAUGAGCACCUAGCAGCCCGUUUCACCAAACUGGUUGCUUUUGUAUACCGACAUUCCAUCAUUCCCGGCCUCUCUGAUGAAAUAACACACCGUGCAGCUGCAUUAUUCUACUAUCGUAGUGCCUCGUUUGGUUGCACGCGACGCCAGACGCUUCGGUGACCAUGUCAGCCCACCUCAGUCAUGAAGAGUUCUUCGGCAAGUUGGCAGAGCUUUUCGAACAACGCAAGAGCAAGGGGCGUGGCUCGAUAUUCCUCGUCCAGAAAAGAUUAACCUACGGCCAAGAUACGGCCUCGACACCACCAGCCGGCGAUGAAUCCUUCUCCGAUCUCCGCCCCGCAAACCCGCUCCCUGUGAUUGUGCGCGCGACGAACGGCAAGUCGAAGAAACACAGAGACGACAAGAUCAAGCUGUCUACAAUCGUUCAGCCCGAUGCUUUGGAAUCCUUCUUCGCCAGCUACGCCAACAUCUGCAAGGGGGGUAUGUCCGCACUCAAGCCCCGGGAUCGGAGUAAGAAGAAGGCCAAGUCCAGAAAGAAGAAGGGAGGCGCAGUCACGGCCGUCGCUGCGGCGUGAGGGAAGGAUGGCUUGACUUGACCUUCCGUUGUGCCACCGAUACAGUCGGGUUAUAUACCGCCAUUUUUUGUCCCCCGGAAAGGCAGUGCAUCCCUUGUAAUGGGGUGAAGGAGAUGGCAGUCAGAUAUCACGCACACGUCGUGGACGCUUCUGGCACAGUACGUGGUAUCCAUCGUCCUGAGCCCGUGGCCACAAGUAGGCGCUUUCCCAUCGUACCGCCCAAGUAUCGUCGGUCCCUGUCAGAGGGCUUAAGAUGACAAUCCGGGGCUGUAUAGAAAGAGUCACAAGGGGGAAUACAUGCUCUAAGUACCUAUUAACCUAUGAAGGCUGAGUCGUAUCUAGCCGGUGAUGCACUAUGUGUCAUCAAAUGUUACAUGAACUUAAUC
Messenger RNA from Colletotrichum scovillei, 1307 nucleotides. RefSeq names its product signal recognition particle 14kD protein. Lineage: Eukaryota; Fungi; Ascomycota; Sordariomycetes; Glomerellales; Glomerellaceae. The record is from RefSeq and is a predicted model, not a curated record. Bases 511 to 921 code for a protein of 136 amino acids. Gene Ontology annotation, biological process: SRP-dependent cotranslational protein targeting to membrane. The transcript has 3 exons. Gene Ontology annotation, molecular function: endoplasmic reticulum signal sequence receptor activity; 7S RNA binding. Gene Ontology annotation, cellular component: signal recognition particle, endoplasmic reticulum targeting.